Molecule: messenger RNA, 3026 nt
Organism: Suricata suricatta (meerkat)
Lineage: Eukaryota; Metazoa; Chordata; Mammalia; Carnivora; Herpestidae
Gene: CACNG5
Product: calcium voltage-gated channel auxiliary subunit gamma 5
Exons: 6
Coding region: 145-972 (275 amino acids)
Biological process (GO): postsynaptic neurotransmitter receptor diffusion trapping; neurotransmitter receptor transport, postsynaptic endosome to lysosome; transmission of nerve impulse
Cellular component (GO): AMPA glutamate receptor complex; postsynaptic density membrane
Molecular function (GO): channel regulator activity; voltage-gated calcium channel activity
Source: RefSeq, a predicted model, not a curated record
GCAGAGAGCAACAAAGCAUUGGAUCAACGUUCAAAAGAUUUCCGGUUUUCACUCCCGUCCCUCCGCAAACUGGCUGCGUGAUCCCAGAGCCCACUUCCUGCCGGCAGGCCCUCGGCCACAGGCCGCCCAGCGACCCCUGGGAAGAUGAGCGGCUGCGGGAGGAAGGCCCUGACCCUGCUGAGCAGCGUCUUUGCUGUGUGUGGCCUGGGGCUCCUGGGCAUUGCCGUCAGCACUGACUACUGGCUGUACCUGGAGGAGGGCGUGAUCCUGCCCCAGAACCAGAGCACGGAGAUCAAGAUGUCCCUGCACUCCGGCCUGUGGCGCGUCUGCUUCCUCGCGGGUGAGGAGCGGGGCCGCUGCUUCACCAUAGAGUAUGUGAUGCCCAUGAACACGCAGCUGACCUCAGAGUCCACCAUCAAUGUUCUAAAAAUGAUUCGCUCGGCCACACCAUUCCCUCUGGUCAGCCUCUUCUUCAUGUUCAUUGGGUUUAUCCUGAGCAACAUCGGACACAUCCGUCCCCACAGGACAAUACUGGCCUUUGUCUCUGGCAUCUUUUUUAUUCUCUCAGGCCUCUCUCUGGUGGUGGGCCUGGUGCUCUACAUCUCCAGCAUCAAUGAUGAGAUGCUCAACAGGACGAAGGACACAGAGACCUAUUUCAACUACAAGUACGGGUGGUCAUUCGCCUUCUCUGCCAUCUCUUUCCUUUUAACGGAGAGUGCAGGGGUGAUGUCCGUGUACCUGUUCAUGAAGAGAUACACCGCCGAGGACAUGUAUAGGCCUCACCCCAGCUUCUACCGUCCGCGUCUGAGCAACUGCUCCGAUUACUCAGGCCAGUUCCUGCACCCAGACGCCUGGGUCCGGGGCCGCAGCCCCUCUGACAUCUCCAGUGACGCCUCCCUGCAGAUGAACAGCAACUACCCAGCCUUGCUCAAGUGCCCCGACUAUGACCAGAUGUCGUCUUCCCCCUGCUGAGCCUCACCACCUCCCUCCCUGGACUGUGGACAACCAGACAGCCCUUCCCCUGAGGUCUGUGAGCCCCAGGCCCUUGGUUGACAGGCCCAGGCUGCCCCCACCACGCUUCGCUGUUGUCACUUGACUCGUGUUGUCUCCAAGCUUCCCCAAGAGUAGCUCUAAUUAACCCAGAGUGGGGUCUGGAUGCUGGAGCCAGCGGACAAGCUGAUUGGCUGAGAGUGAGGGUGUAGCCCCGCAUCUCGAGUGCCAAUCACUCCUGCCCCUCUCCCCUUUCUCUGGGAGAGGUGGCUGGUCUGUCCCUCCACACUCAAUUCCGUGGCCCCAGGCCAAGCUCAGCUCUGAGAUGCCAUGUUCCUUACGCAGACCCAGCUGGAGCCGUGUGCCUACCAACUAGCCAGGCCCUCGUGUUCACGACCUGGGCCAUCAGGCCGAAAGGUGACUCUCUUAUGGAGGCCUGACUGGUUCAGAAUUGCCAAGCAGUGUUCCUUGUGAAACCCUUAAUCCGUUUUUGUUACCCACAUCGUCCAUACAACACACUUUCCCGUGCUCCCUGCCCCGCCCCCCCACCUCACCCCAUAGGCUGUGAAUCUUCCCUCCUCUCUUCCCACCAAAACUCAGCUGCCCCAGCCUUGGUCCCUCAAGGGCUAAGCAAGGGGGGUUCUGAGGCUAGUCCGAGAAAGUCACAAAGAGGUGUUAAUGGCUGAUGAUGUCUUAAUCUGUACAGCCCCUAUACCAUUUUUAACAGGGGUCUUUUAAUGCCUUAACCCAAGUGACUCUGACAAGGAGAAUUUCAGACUUUGGCUGGUCCAAGUUAGUAUCAGCAGGCACUGCUUCAGGCCCUGGGGAUGCUGUCCCUGCUCCAACGGCAGUAGUUCCCAUCCAAGGCCCUAAAAUGGAAUCCUGUAGAUCCACAUCUAAACCACCUAAGUAGAAGGCAGCUUUCAAAGAGGCUGUCUGGGAUUUGGAGCUGGAUUUGCUGACACCUGGUGCGUUUUGAGUCCAAACAAUCCAGACUCGGAAGGAUCCAGCCACUCUCCUGAGGGUGCCCAUUGAACAUCUGGGGGUUGCCAUUUAAUCCUAACCCAGGGCAAUGUCUGCUUCCUGGACUUGGGGCAUAUGCUGGCAACUAGAUGCUUCCAGAAGAUGAGGCCCGGUGAUUCCCAUUUUCCUGUUGGCAAAGCUGACCUGGGAGGUACCAGGCCCCUCCGUGAGGUCCACCAGGGGGAGGGGAGGAGGGGAAUUGAUAGAAGGGCCACCGCAGGACGUGACCCCAGCUCUCAGGUGUCUUCUCAGUGAGCGUAGUUCUGGGCUAGAGACUGUGAGUAGCAGAAUGAGGCCAGGCCCUCCGCUGUGUGCUUUUGCAUUGCCAGCUUUUCUGUCUUUCUCUUGCUGUCCUUAAGAUAGCAUCAGGCUGCAGGUUCGCAGGGCCACUGCGGGCAGCACGUGGGCCCUGGAAAGCUAUACCAAAAACCUCCCAUCUGUGUGUACGGACUUGGAAAGGACAGUCUAUUAGUUUUCUAGAGCUGCAGACCCAAUGGGUCAAACGACAGACCGUUAUUUUCUCACAGUCCUGGAGACCAGAAGUCAGAGAUCAACGCGUCAGUAGAUUCACUUUCUUCUGAGGCCUCUCUCCUUGGCCUGCAGAUGGCCAUCUUUUUUGGAUGUGUCUGCACAGGGUCUUUCUUCUGCUUGUGCGCCCAGCCCUGGUGUCCAAAUUCCCUCUAAUAAGGACGCCAGUCAGAUCGGAGUAGAGCCCGCGUUCUAAGAGUCCUAUUUUACCUUCAUCACCAUGCAAAGGCCCUGCCUCCAAAUACAAUCACAUUCUGAGGUUCUGGAGGGGAGGGCCUCAACAUAUGACUUUGGGGGUCACACAACUUAGUGGGUACAGGCAAGUUGCUUCGUAGCUGGACGAUUCCACCUGCUUCACAGCACAGUAGAGGGGAAGAUCAGAGAAGCUGAUUCUGGUCCCCGCUCAGCCACUCACUCAGCAUGGAUCCUUGAGCAACCCCCGUCUGCUCUGAGGGGCUUGGCCUAAAUUAUUUUUAAGCCCCCCC